AUGGAAUGGAGUGGGUAUCCUGACUACCAGUACUACACGGGGCUUAUUGAAUCAAUGUGCUCGAGAGCUGCGCCUGAGAACACACCAUCCCAAAUAGUCGAGAACGAUGAACCCUGUGGUCCUGCAGGAUGCGCACAGCGUCUGGUACUCUGA
Messenger RNA from Penicillium oxalicum, 153 nucleotides. RefSeq lists its product as uncharacterized. The coding region runs from base 1 to 153 and encodes 50 amino acids. The transcript has a single exon. The record is from RefSeq and is a predicted model, not a curated record. NCBI's taxonomy places the organism in Eukaryota, Fungi, Ascomycota, Eurotiomycetes, Eurotiales, Aspergillaceae.